Messenger RNA from Pseudocercospora fijiensis CIRAD86, 223 nucleotides. RefSeq lists its product as uncharacterized. The record is from RefSeq and is a predicted model, not a curated record. NCBI's taxonomy places the organism in Eukaryota, Fungi, Ascomycota, Dothideomycetes, Mycosphaerellales, Mycosphaerellaceae. The annotation marks the transcript as partial. The transcript has a single exon.
GAUGGCCACACGAGAACACGAAGUGCAGCUGCGCGUUACCGGGAUUCUCAGCACUUGUUGUUGUUGCUUCUUCUGCGGCAACCGCGUGACUCAAUUGUCAAGCGCAUCCUGGGUUGCUUCAGACGCGUUCUCAUUGUUGGCUUCACUUUUGACAAUGAUGCAUUGAGAAACAUUACAUUGACAAUGCCAGGCAGCAAACCCACCAGUAUUAUUUUUGAGAUAC